Molecule: messenger RNA, 1325 nt
Organism: Lobosporangium transversale
Lineage: Eukaryota; Fungi; Mortierellomycota; Mortierellomycetes; Mortierellales; Mortierellaceae
Product: geranyltranstransferase
Exons: 7
Coding region: 196-1236 (346 amino acids)
Biological process (GO): trans, trans-farnesyl diphosphate biosynthetic process
Cellular component (GO): cytoplasm
Molecular function (GO): (2E,6E)-farnesyl diphosphate synthase activity; dimethylallyltranstransferase activity
Source: RefSeq, a predicted model, not a curated record
CAAAUGGCUGGCGGGGCAUGGCCUGAUAUCAUUAUCUAAGAGCGAGAAAAACAAUCCCCGCACUUUACUGAAAUCAAAUAGCAUAGCGGCUCUUUCUUUUUUUUCUCUUCUUUUUUCUCUUUUCUCAUUUACCUUCUCAUUUCCUACAUUCAACCCCAUCUUCAUCUCUUUACAUCAUUACUUUUGCUCAAAAAGAUGGUAGCUGACGCUUACAAGGAAUUCAUGGACGUCUUCCCCGUCCUUGCUGAGGAGCUUCUCACUCACCUGCGCUCGAUUGACAUUCCUCAGAAUGCUAUCGAGUGGUUUGAGAAGUCCAUGCGUUACAACGUCCUUGGUGGCAAGAUGAAUCGUGGUUUGACUGUUGCUGAGACCCUCCGUAUCCUCAAGCGUGGCGAAACUCUGACCAAGGAGGAAGCCUUCAAGGCUAACCUUUUGGGCUGGUGCAUUGAAUGGCUCCAAGCCUUUUUCUUGGUCUCGGAUGAUAUCAUGGACAACUCAAAGACUCGUCGUGGCCAGCCUUGCUGGUACCGUGUUGAGAAUGUUGGCAUGAUUGCCAUCAACGAUGCUUUCAUUCUCGAGGCUGCUAUCUAUUUCUUUCUGAAGAAACACUUCAGGAAGGAUGACUAUUACAUUGAUCUGCUAGAGCUGUUCCAUGAGACAGCUUUUCAGACCGAGCUAGGUCAGCUCUGUGACUUGAUCACAGCUCCUGAAGACAACGUUGACCUCACAAAGUUUUCAAUCGAGAAGCAUGCCUUCAUUGUCAGAUACAAGACUGCUUACUACUCUUUCUACCUCCCUGUUGCUCUCGGUAUGCACAUGGCUGGUGUCAAGGAUGAGACUGCAUAUAAGCAAGCUGAGGACAUUUUGCUGCCUUUGGGGGAGUACUUCCAGAUCCAGGACGAUUACCUUGAUUGCUACGGCAACCCCGAGACCAUCGGUAAGAUCGGUACUGAUAUCGAGGAUAACAAGUGCUCAUGGUUGAUCAACCAGGCUCUUGCCAAGGCUACCUCUGAGCAGCGCAAGAUUCUUGAUGAGAACUAUGGUCGACGUGAUGAAGCCAAUGUUGCUGCUGUCAAAGAAGUGUUCAAGCAGAUCGAUGUUGAAGGUCUCUUCAAGGCUUAUGAAGAAGAGUCCUAUAGCCGUAUCAACGCUUUGAUUGCCAAGGUUGACCAUCCCCUUUUGAGCCAAGAUGUCUUCACCACCUUCAUGAAGCGCAUCUACAAGCGCACCAAGUAAAAGAAAAAAAACCCCCCCUCCCGCUUUUUGUACAACUCACUCAUUCCUUCAUCCAACCGAGUAUAGAAAUAAAAGUAAAAAAAACACGU